AUGGCAAACACUUCCGCGGUGGCAUUGAAUUCGCUUUCUAUUUACUCUAAAGGUCUUCCAGCGUUUGCUGAGCAAUCCACAUGCGCCAACCCGUAUUGGCCCAUAAGUUCAAAUCUCUUGCCACAGAUGUCGUCCUCGGCUCGACCGCCCAACGAGGGAAACUCCGAAGGAAUUGUCCAAGAUGAAAUUCAGGCCCUUGUUGAACGUAUCGACGACAGCAUCUUCGAAUGGCAUUCAGACGAUGGCUCGAACCAUACCAUCGAUACUGAAGAAGUCAUAUAUGUCCCAAAUGCGCCUGAUAUCCUCGCCGGGGAAAAUACGGAGGUCAAUGCGCUGUUCUCUGGGACACAACCAACAACUCCCUGCUCAAAAGAAAUGGAUGGUCUGGCUUUCCACCUACUGAGAGUGCGUGACAGUUUUACGGCCAUCUCAUAUUGCCUACGCAAUAUGAUGUGGACAAUCGACAGGAACAACAACGUGGAAGAAAGCGAUAGCAGCAGCUAUACUUCCGGCGAGUCAUUUGAGUCCAAUGGUACCGGAGGUGGCCCAUAUCAGCAAACGGGACAAGACGGAGUCAAUCCGUUAACUGAAAGCCGAUAUAUCAUCUUGAUCAAGGCCAUGCUGAUCGAUGAACGACAUCUCCCCUUAGCUUGGCCCCAUUAA
Messenger RNA from Fusarium subglutinans, 663 nucleotides. RefSeq lists its product as uncharacterized. The record is from RefSeq and is a predicted model, not a curated record. Lineage: Eukaryota; Fungi; Ascomycota; Sordariomycetes; Hypocreales; Nectriaceae. The transcript has a single exon. Bases 1 to 663 code for a protein of 220 amino acids.